This is a messenger RNA of Tupaia belangeri chinensis (Chinese tree shrew), 3941 nucleotides long. RefSeq names its product coat protein complex I subunit beta 1 (gene COPB1). The coding region runs from base 1 to 2862 and encodes 953 amino acids. The record is from RefSeq and is a predicted model, not a curated record. Gene Ontology annotation, biological process: endoplasmic reticulum to Golgi vesicle-mediated transport; intracellular protein transport; intra-Golgi vesicle-mediated transport. Gene Ontology annotation, cellular component: cytoplasm; COPI vesicle coat. Lineage: Eukaryota; Metazoa; Chordata; Mammalia; Scandentia; Tupaiidae. Gene Ontology annotation, molecular function: structural molecule activity. The transcript is spliced from 22 exons.
AUGACAGCCGCAGAGAACGUGUGCUAUACGUUAAUCAACGUGCCAAUGGAUUCAGAACCGCCAUCUGAAAUUAGCUUAAAGAAUGAUCUAGAAAAAGGAGAUGUGAAGUCAAAAACUGAAGCUUUGAAGAAAGUAAUAAUUAUGAUUUUGAAUGGUGAAAAGCUUCCUGGGCUUCUGAUGACCAUCAUUCGUUUUGUACUACCACUUCAGGAUCACACCAUCAAAAAAUUACUUCUGGUAUUUUGGGAAAUUGUUCCUAAAACAACUCCAGAUGGGAGACUUUUACAUGAAAUGAUCCUUGUAUGUGAUGCAUACAGAAAGGAUCUUCAGCAUCCUAAUGAAUUUAUUCGAGGAUCUACUCUUCGUUUUCUUUGCAAAUUGAAAGAAGCAGAAUUGCUAGAACCUUUAAUGCCAGCUAUUCGUGCUUGUUUGGAACAUCGACACAGCUAUGUUAGGAGAAAUGCUGUUUUGGCCAUCUAUACUAUCUAUAGAAAUUUUGAACAUCUUAUACCUGAUGCUCCUGAAUUGAUACAUGAUUUUCUGGUGAAUGAGAAGGAUGCAAGUUGCAAAAGGAAUGCGUUUAUGAUGCUAAUUCAUGCAGAUCAGGAUCGUGCUUUAGAUUACCUAAGUACUUGCAUUGAUCAAGUUCAAACAUUUGGAGACAUUCUGCAGUUGGUUAUUGUUGAACUAAUUUAUAAGGUCUGUCAUGCUAACCCAUCAGAAAGGGCUCGUUUCAUUCGCUGCAUCUAUAACUUACUGCAGUCAUCUAGCCCCGCUGUAAAAUAUGAAGCAGCUGGGACGUUAGUGACACUGUCUAGUGCACCAACUGCAAUCAAGGCUGCUGCUCAGUGUUACAUUGAUUUAAUUAUUAAGGAGAGCGACAACAAUGUAAAGCUUAUUGUACUGGAUCGAUUAAUAGAAUUAAAAGAACAUCCUGCCCAUGAACGAGUACUGCAGGAUCUGGUUAUGGACAUUUUAAGAGUGUUGAGCACACCAGACUUAGAAGUACGCAAGAAAACUCUGCAGUUAGCCCUGGAUCUUGUCUCUUCCAGGAAUGUUGAAGAGCUGGUAAUUGUCCUGAAGAAGGAAGUGAUUAAAACAAAUAAUGUGUCUGAGCAUGAAGAUACCGACAAAUACAGACAACUCCUUGUGCGAACAUUGCACUCCUGUUCUGUCCGAUUUCCAGAUAUGGCUGCCAAUGUCAUUCCUGUGUUAAUGGAAUUUCUCAGUGACAGUAAUGAAGCAGCAGCUGCUGAUGUCUUGGAGUUUGUUCGUGAAGCCAUUCAGCGCUUUGAUAACCUGCGAAUGCUUAUUGUUGAGAAGAUGCUUGAAGUCUUCCAUGCUAUUAAAUCAGUCAAGAUUUAUCGAGGAGCAUUAUGGAUCCUGGGAGAAUACUGCAGUACCAAGGAAGAUAUUCAGAGUGUGAUGACUGAGGUUCGCAGGUCCCUUGGGGAGAUCCCAAUUGUUGAGUCAGAAAUAAAGAAAGAAGCUGGUGAAUUAAAGCCUGAGGAAGAAAUAACUGUGGGACCAGUUCAGAAAUUGGUUACUGAAAUGGGUACCUAUGCAACUCAGAGUGCCCUUAGCAGUUCUAGACCCACCAAGAAAGAGGAAGACAGACCUCCCCUGAGAGGAUUCCUUCUGGAUGGAGAUUUCUUUGUGGCUGCCUCCCUUGCCACAACUUUGACCAAGAUUGCAUUGCGCUAUGUAGCUUUGGUUCAGGAGAAGAAAAAGCAAAAUUCUUUUGUUGCUGAGGCUAUGUUGCUUAUGGCUACUAUCCUUCAUUUGGGAAAAUCUUCUCUUCCUAAGAAGCCAAUUACUGAUGAUGAUGUAGAUCGAAUUUCCCUGUGCCUCAAGGUCUUGUCUGAAUGUUCACCUUUAAUGAAUGACAUUUUCAAUAAGGAAUGCAGGCAGUCCCUUUCUCACAUGUUAUCUGCUAAACUCGAAGAAGAGAAAUUAUCCCAAAAGAAAGAAUCUGAAAAGAGGAAUGUGACUGUACAGCCUGAUGACCCCAUUUCCUUCAUGCAACUAACUGCUAAGAAUGAAAUGAACUGCAAGGAAGAUCAGUUCCAGCUGAGUUUGCUGGCAGCCAUGGGUAACACACAGAGGAAAGAGGCAGCAGAUCCCCUAGCAUCUAAACUUAACAAGGUCACCCAGUUGACAGGUUUCUCAGAUCCUGUAUAUGCAGAAGCUUAUGUUCAUGUCAACCAGUAUGACAUUGUCCUGGAUGUACUUGUUGUGAACCAAACCAGUGAUACUUUGCAGAACUGCACAUUAGAGUUAGCCACUCUAGGCGAUUUGAAACUUGUGGAAAAGCCUUCUCCUUUGACUCUUGCUCCUCAUGAUUUUGCAAAUAUCAAAGCUAAUGUUAAAGUAGCAUCAACAGAAAAUGGAAUAAUAUUUGGUAAUAUAGUUUAUGAUGUCUCUGGAGCAGCGAGUGACAGAAAUUGUGUGGUCCUCAGUGAUAUCCACAUUGACAUCAUGGACUACAUCCAGCCUGCAACUUGCACUGAUGCUGAAUUCCGUCAGAUGUGGGCUGAGUUUGAAUGGGAAAACAAAGUGACAGUUAAUACCAAUAUGAUUGAUUUAAAUGACUAUUUGCAGCAUAUAUUAAAGUCAACCAACAUGAAAUGCCUCACUCCAGAGAAGGCUCUUUCUGGUUACUGUGGCUUUAUGGCAGCCAACCUUUAUGCUCGUUCCAUAUUUGGAGAAGAUGCACUUGCAAAUGUCAGCAUUGAGAAGCCAAUUCACCAGGGACCAGAUGCUGCUGUCACUGGUCACAUAAGAAUUCGUGCAAAGAGUCAGGGAAUGGCUUUAAGUCUUGGAGAUAAAAUCAACUUGUCUCAGAAGAAAACUAGUAUAUAAGAAUAAACAAAAAGUCCUUGAAGCUUUACAGUUAAAAUUUAGGCUUCAGACUACAUUCGCCAUGAGUCCAUUGCUAAGGUCUGUGAAAGAGUUGAAGAAGGAUCUCAUUUCAGUGAGAGUGGGUUGAUUCAUGUGGAGUGUAAGGUUGAUACCUUGUAUAAUGUCAUAAACUUUGAAGCCACUUGUAUCUUAAAUCAGUAAACAAGACUAUUAUGGGGCAUUUAAGAUUCCAAAGCAUUGAGAUCUCAAAAGAACGCCACUUACUGAGUCAAGGAGUGGAGAUUCUUGAUGAGAGCAGAGAACUGAUGGAUCUUGUUUGGAUUAAUCAUCACUUCCCCAAACUCUGUUCUGUAGAACAUUAGCUUCCUUAAGUGUCAGUAGAUAUUCUGGGAGAAAAAGGAUUCCAUAGUCAAGUAAGCUUGGGGAGAGCUGCAUACUGCCCUGUGCUGGGGACGUGCAGUACACAUUAGCAUACAAAGGAUUUGGAGGGGUCCUGUAGUAAGGAAAGCAGAUCAGUUCAAUUUAUCCCAUUGUACCCUAGUCUUACUUGACCAGGAAUCCAUUUUUUCAUGGAAUACCUAUUGACAGUAUACAUUUAGGACAGGAAAACUGACUUAUUAGCAUGUUAACAUUAUUACUUCUGUAUCCACAAUCAAUCAGUAUCAGAUUUAAAAUCUCAAGAUUGCUUCUGUGUGUACUAGAAUAUAUUUCUGCUGAUAACUGUCAGAGGGUUACCUGCCUAAUAUGUUCAGACCUUUUUUGUUGAGCUCAGAUUGCCUCACAUUUGCAUUUUCUGAAAUUCAUAAAUAAGGAGGUGGAAAAAGACGUUAAUACAGCUGUCAGAUACAUUAAUCUAUUUAAUUAGUGUUACAUUAGCUUUGUGUGUGUAACGUGAGCUGAAUUAGAUAAGCAGUACUUUGUUUAGAGAAACUGUUUACACUGUGCUCAUUUCAUUCGUAUAUAAUAUAGAGUCAAAGGUGGUAUCAGCUUACAUUAGAAAAUACCGAGAGCCAGCAGGUGGUGUGGUGGUUAAGGUGCUGGACUUACACAUUGCUAACUAUGGUUUGAGUCCCAGACCC